AUGAUAGCGUUUUUGACAUCCUUAAUAUCAAAAAGCAUCAUAUAUGUAAAUUUAAAGCUGGAGCACUAUGAACAAUUUUAAUUCCAAGAUAUUCAAAUCGAUUCUGUUAUUUUUCUCAAUAUUGGCAAGUGCACGGGGAAGAGUUGUACCCAAAAUAGUAAACGGCAGAAAAGCUGAGCCCGGUGAAUUCCCAUCUAUAGUUGCCCUUCGUUAUCGAAUCUUUGAAAAACACUUUUGCGGGGGCACACUCAUAGAUACAACACAUGUGGUAACUGCUGCUCAUUGCUUUCAACUAAUUCCAAUACUGCCGGUGCAUGCCAUGCUGAUUGAAGUUAUCGCAAGUGAUCUACGAAUGGAUCAGCACAACACAAGCCCAGCUCGACAAGCGAUUUCACUGAAGAAAAUUUCCAUUCAUCCUAACUAUGAUACGAAGACCUUUAAAAAUGAUUUGGCUGUUCUGACGCUUUCAAAACCCAUAACGCCAUCAAAACUUGUGAAGGAAAUCAAGCAGGCAAAAGAAAGUCCUAAAGUUGGAGAACGAUGUAUAACAGCAGGCUGGGGUGCAAUAAAGGAGGGUGGCCCAUUGAGCAUAGAUCUCCUUGCAACCGAAAUUAUUGUUUACGAAAAGGAAAAGUGUGCUAUUAGAGCGCCGAAUUCUACCGAAGCGGUUGUUCCUGACGAGACACAAAUUUGUGCAGGAGAUUUAACAGGCAGAAAUGAUUCCUGCCAGGGCGAUUCGGGGGGUCCUCUAUACUGCAAAAAUAUGCUCUCCGGGAUUGUCUCGUAUGGACGCGGUUGUGCCAGGCCUGAUUCCGCUGGAGUAUAUACGGAUGUCUCAAAACAAAAAGAUUGGAUAAUAAAAUUGGCUGCAGACGGCGAUAAACAAGAUUUAUUGAGCAAAGUAUUCAGUUUCAUUCAAGGAUUGCUGUUUUCAAAUGGCUGUCAUCUGCGUUUUCCAACAGCUCUGAUUGCAACAAUGUCAAAUGUUUAUCUUACAACCCUGAGAUUAUGAAAGAAAUGGUUCCCGUACUGAAUACGUAAAGUUUUUCCUUUUGUAUCCAGGCGUUUAUUUCUGAUAUCACUUGUAUAUUCUUAUUAACAUGGAGAUGAUAAACCGCUAUAUGAUUGGAAAAUA
Messenger RNA from Hermetia illucens (black soldier fly), 1135 nucleotides. RefSeq names its product trypsin-like. The transcript has 7 exons. NCBI's taxonomy places the organism in Eukaryota, Metazoa, Arthropoda, Insecta, Diptera, Stratiomyidae. The record is from RefSeq and is a predicted model, not a curated record. Gene Ontology annotation, biological process: proteolysis. Gene Ontology annotation, molecular function: serine-type endopeptidase activity. The coding region runs from base 68 to 1012 and encodes 314 amino acids.